AUGACAAGAAAUGUUGGAGCACCGAGAAUUAUCAAAGAUGGCACACAUGAAUUGCAUCUCUACCAAUCAUCAAAAAUGGGUAAAGAGUUGAAAUUCGAGGCGGUAGUCACUUAUGGAAUGACUUCUGAUGAGAUUAUGUCGAUUGAGCAAACGAUUGUCAAUCAUUUGUCUGGUGAUCAGUUGCAAUCCGGAAGGGAAACCAAUCAGAUUGGAGAUGAGUUGGAGAAGAAAUUCGGUGGUUAUUGGAUGGUUGGGAUCUUCGAGGAUCCAUACGGAAUGGCGUACACCGUUUCCCGGCGAUCACCGAUGUAUGUCGUGUUUGAAGUGAACGAGAAAGCCGGGAUCUUGUGUGCAAGUCAAGGAUCUGGUGGGAAUCGGCUCGAUAAGUUCAAAAUCACGAAAGACGGCUUCAAUACACAUCUUUUACAAAGGCCUAAAAAUCAU
Mesorhabditis belari is the source of this 444-nucleotide messenger RNA. Lineage: Eukaryota; Metazoa; Nematoda; Chromadorea; Rhabditida; Rhabditidae. The record is from the annotation of a GenBank genome assembly.